This is a messenger RNA of Mus caroli (Ryukyu mouse), 960 nucleotides long. RefSeq names its product olfactory receptor 56A4-like. Gene Ontology annotation, molecular function: olfactory receptor activity; G protein-coupled receptor activity. The record is from RefSeq and is a predicted model, not a curated record. NCBI's taxonomy places the organism in Eukaryota, Metazoa, Chordata, Mammalia, Rodentia, Muridae. Gene Ontology annotation, cellular component: plasma membrane. Gene Ontology annotation, biological process: G protein-coupled receptor signaling pathway.
AUGAUCAGAAGGCAACACAUGGAAGAACAAAGCAACACUUCCUCUAUCCUGGCCCCUGACUUCCUCCUCAUCUGCUUCCCCAACUACCAGACCUGGCAGCAUUGGCUGUCCCUGCCCCUCAGCCUCCUCUUCCUCCUGGCCAUGGGGGCCAAUGCCACCCUUCUCAUCACCAUCAGGAUGGAGGCCUCUCUGCAUGAGCCCAUGUACUACCUGCUCAGCCUUCUAUCCCUGCUGGACAUUGUGCUCUGCCUCACUGUCAUACCUAAGGUCCUGGCCAUCUUCUGGUUUGACAAUAAAUCUAUCGGCUUCUCUGCCUGCUUCCUCCAGAUGUUUGUCAUGAACAGUUUCCUGACGAUGGAGUCCUGCACCUUCAUGGUCAUGGCUUAUGACCGCUAUGUGGCCAUCUGUAAGCCUCUACAGUACCCAUCCAUCAUCACUGAUCAGUUUGUGGUUAGGGCUGCCAUCUUUGUAGCAACCAGAAAUGGGAUUCUUACUAUGCCCAUCCCCAUACUUUCUUCCCAACUGAGAUAUUGUGCAAGAAUUAUCAGGAACUGCAUCUGCACUAACAUGUCUGUAUCCAAACUCUCCUGUGAUGACAUCACUUUUAAUAAACUCUACCAGUUUGUCAUAGGUUGGACCCUGCUGGGUUCUGAUCUCAUCCUCAUUGUCCUAUCUUAUUCUUUCAUUCUGAAGGCUGUACUCAGGAUCAAAGCAGAGGGAGCUGUGGCCAAAGCCCUGAGCACAUGUGGUUCCCACUUCAUCCUCAUCCUCUUCUUCAGCACAGUCUUGCUGGUGCUAGUCAUCACUAACCUGGCCAAGGAGAGGAUUCCUCCGGAUGUCCCCAUCCUGCUCAAUAUCCUGCAUCACCUUAUCCCCCCUGCUCUGAAUCCCAUUGUUUAUGGGGUAAGAACCAGGGAGAUCAAGCAGGGAAUACGGAACCUGCUUAGGAGGAGGUUGUAA